AUGGCGCAGCCAAUUUCUUUUCGAAAAUCCAUUGGGAUCAUCGGCAUGGGCGACAUGGGCAAGAUCAUCAAUGCCUGCGAUAAGCCGUCCAAUUAUGACACAUUGAGGGACGAGUUUAGGGCUGAUAAAAAUAUCAAUAUAUUGCCCAACGGGCAUUUGGUCUCGAGAAUUAGCGACUACAUUAUCUACAGUGUAGAGGCAGAAGCCAUUGAAAAGAUUGUGGCAGAGUACGGUCCAUCAACCAAGGUUGGCGCGAUUGUUGGCGGUCAAACAUCCUGCAAAGCCCCUGAGCUGGCUGCCUUUGAAAAGUACCUCCCAGACGAUGUUGAAAUCAUAUCUGUUCAUUCAUUGCAUGGCCCCAACGUGAAUCCGAAAGGACAACCACUGGUCCUGGUCCAGCAUAGAGCCUCAGAAGAGAGUCUUAGGUUUGUUGAACGAGUAUUCUCCUCUUUCGAGUCCAAAUACGUUCAUCUCAGUGGAGAGAGACAUGAUCGAAUCACUGCCGACACACAAGCUGUAACUCAUGCCGCCUUUCUCAGCAUGGGUACGGCGUGGCAUGCUAACAAUCAGUUUCCUUGGGAGAUUCCUCGUUAUGUAGGUGGCAUUGAAAAUGUGAAAAUCAACAUCACUUUGCGUGUUUAUUCCAACAAAUGGCACGUUUAUGCUGGGCUUGCAAUCCUUAACCCAGCUGCCCGAAAGCAAAUCCGCCAGUAUGCAGAGUCUGUCACAGAAUUGUAUAAGUUGAUGUUAGGGGGCCAUAGAGAAGAGCUUAAAGAUAGGGUCAAGGCUGCCAGGGCAGCUGUGUUCAAGUCGGAUGCAGAGAAGCAGAACCUCCUGCUUGAAGAUGAAAUGCUUGACCGAUUUUCCCUGUCAAGAGGGCUAACGGAGAAGAUGCCAAACAACCAUCUCAGCCUGUUGGCGAUUGUUGAUUGUUGGUGGAAGUUAGGCAUUGUGCCAUACGACCAUAUGAUUUGCUCAACCCCACUUUUCCGUCUGUGGCUAGGGGUAACUGAGUAUCUAUUUCGAAAAGAAGAACUUCUUGAUGAGGUUCUUGACAUUGCUCUUGAUGAUAAUACAUUCCGCUCAGAUGAUCUCGAGUUUACAUUCGCUGCUCGUGCAUGGUCGGACUGCGUCUCCUUUGGUGACUUUGAGUCCUACCGCGAUCGAUUCGAGCGAAUUCAAAGCUAUUUCGCACCACGAUUUCCUGAAGCUGUGAGGGUUGGAAAUGAGAUGAUCAAGACUAUUCUAGACAAGACAGAGAAGCCCAACGUGUCGCUACCAAUAGGAUCAAGCACGCCAUAG
Messenger RNA from Ophidiomyces ophidiicola, 1302 nucleotides. It is a transcript of the gene TYR1, whose product is annotated as prephenate dehydrogenase (NADP(+)). Gene Ontology annotation, molecular function: prephenate dehydrogenase (NAD+) activity; NAD+ binding; prephenate dehydrogenase (NADP+) activity. The record is from RefSeq and is a predicted model, not a curated record. Gene Ontology annotation, biological process: L-tyrosine biosynthetic process. The coding region runs from base 1 to 1302 and encodes 433 amino acids. Lineage: Eukaryota; Fungi; Ascomycota; Eurotiomycetes; Onygenales; Onygenaceae. The transcript has 7 exons.